This is a messenger RNA of Ipomoea nil (Japanese morning glory), 828 nucleotides long. Its product is annotated as protein BUD31 homolog 2. Gene Ontology annotation, biological process: mRNA splicing, via spliceosome. The transcript is spliced from 5 exons. The record is from RefSeq and is a predicted model, not a curated record. Lineage: Eukaryota; Viridiplantae; Streptophyta; Magnoliopsida; Solanales; Convolvulaceae. Bases 237 to 674 code for a protein of 145 amino acids. Gene Ontology annotation, cellular component: nucleus; spliceosomal complex.
AAACCUCAACGGCUCUUUUCCUCUCAUCGAGAAUCGAAGUCUCCAGCCUCGCCGGACAAUCCUAUAACCUAACUCCAUCGGUCCAUGCCGCCGACUUUUUCCGCCGGAAAACUUUGCUUCUUAACGAGAGAAGUUCUUCAAAUCUUCACUCACAGGAGUCACCGCCCAGUCGCACUCUUGCAGACUUGCUCGGGUUCCUCCAACUCUCCAAGGGUUCAAUAAUCAAAGAUAAAACCAUGCCGAAGGUGAAGACAAACCGUGUCAAGUACCCAGAGGGAUGGGAAUUGAUUGAGCCCACUCUAAAUGAACUACAAGCCAAGAUGAGAGAAGCGGAGAAUGACCCGCAUGACGGGAAAAGAAAGUGUGAAGCUUUGUGGCCUAUCUUUAAAAUUUGUCAUCAGAAGAGCCGCUACAUUUUUGACCUUUACCACAGGAGGAAGGAGAUCUCCAAGGAAUUAUAUGAGUUCUGCUUGGAUCAGGGUUAUGCAGACCGUAAUUUAAUCGCGAAGUGGAAAAAGCCUGGCUAUGAACGGCUCUGUUGUUUGAGGUGCAUGCAACCUCGGGAUCACAACUUCCAAACCACAUGUGUUUGCCGAGUUCCUAAGCAUCUAAGGGAAGAGAAGGUUAUAGAAUGUGUGCAUUGUGGUUGCAAAGGUUGUGCUAGUGGAGAUUGAUUGAGUCCUUAUAAUAGAAUGCAUGUACGGAUUGAAUAGUAGUGCUACUUUAUCUGCUACUUACCUCACUCUAUGGCUUGCUUCAGUCAAACCAAUGUUGAAACUGUCUGUAACUAACAUUGUUUAUUGGCAAAGAUCUUUAUUCACUCUUACA